This is a messenger RNA of Ogataea angusta, 460 nucleotides long. RefSeq lists its product as uncharacterized. NCBI's taxonomy places the organism in Eukaryota, Fungi, Ascomycota, Pichiomycetes, Pichiales, Pichiaceae. The transcript has a single exon. The record is from RefSeq and is a predicted model, not a curated record. The annotation marks the transcript as partial.
AUUUCUUUCACCGUUGAAUCUUGAACUUACGGGAGUUCCAGACAACGCACUGCCUGAGGGCAGGUUCACCGGAAUGUCAAGGACACGCCAUACCAGUCCUUACUGGUUCCUAAGUUCAGUCUCCAGUAUGAAUUCGCGUACCCUGGCAUUACCGAUACAGUUUAUCAGCCAGAUCCAGGCGUCCGUACCCCGUGCUUCAGGAUCAGCGACCAGAGGACAAAUGUGCAGUCUUGACCAAGGGAGACCUCUGAGCGGAGGUGUCCAUGUCGCCUUCCAGAAGCAAAAAGAAAGCCUUUCAGACCAUUUUGUUUCCACCCGGCCUGCUCACCUGCCCGUGUCACCGCCACGUCUUUCUCGAUUGGUGGCUUCAGAAAGUUCUGGCACUCUAGCCCACACAUGGAUGACAGCCUUUCCUUGCAAGUGUGCGUGCAUUUCCGUUGAGGCUUCCGUGGGUUCUUAG